Messenger RNA from Labrus mixtus (cuckoo wrasse), 1062 nucleotides. RefSeq names its product dual specificity phosphatase 22b (gene dusp22b). Gene Ontology annotation, biological process: transforming growth factor beta receptor signaling pathway; regulation of cell population proliferation; positive regulation of JNK cascade. The transcript is spliced from 7 exons. Lineage: Eukaryota; Metazoa; Chordata; Actinopteri; Labriformes; Labridae. Bases 159 to 734 code for a protein of 191 amino acids. Gene Ontology annotation, molecular function: protein tyrosine/serine/threonine phosphatase activity. The record is from RefSeq and is a predicted model, not a curated record. Gene Ontology annotation, cellular component: cytosol.
GGGGAGCUUGGCCAGCGGUGCUCGGCUCGCUUGGACGCGGAGCAGCAGCGUUUGCGCCCCUACAGCGGGUCUGGGAAGCCGUGGAUACACUUCAUACGCGUUCUGAAACAACGAGGGAACAUUUAUUUUCCCUGUUAUUCUUCCUGCGGGUUUUCAGAAUGGGGAAUGGCAUCAAUAAGGUGCUGCCUGACUUGUACCUGGGAAAUUUCAAAGAUGCAAGAGACAGAGAACAGUUAGCCAGAAACAACAUCACACACAUCCUGUCCAUCCAUGACAGUGCAGCUCCAAUUCUCCAGGAGAUGACCUAUCUGUGCAUUUCAGCGGCUGACCUGCCCACACAAAACCUGACCCAGCACUUUAAACAAAGUAUAAUGUUCAUGCAUGAGUCCCGCCUGAAGGGAGAAGGCUGCCUCGUUCACUGUUUGGCUGGUGUGUCACGCAGUGUCACCCUGGUGGUAGCUUACAUCAUGACAGUGACAGGACUGGGCUGGCAGGAGGCGCUAGCUGCAGUCAGGGCGGCUCGGCCCUGUGCCGGCCCCAACCUGGGCUUUCAGCGGCAGCUACAGGAGUUUGAGGCUAAUCAAGCAGAUCAGUUCAGACAAUGGCUACAGAUAGAAUAUAAGGAUAACCCCUUCAAUGACGAGGCUGAUAUCCGGGACUUGCUUGAAAGGGCGUCUAAAGUCAAUGGCAAGGAGGUGAAAAAACAGCCGUCUACCCCACCAGGAGAUAUCUGAUCAGCUCUUUGAAUCAGAUAUUUUACCGUCCGGCCUGGAUAUUACACCUCCAUGUGAUUCUACAGUACAUUGGACCUCUCUGGAAGUCUACUGUGCAUUAAAAAUGGACUACUAGCAGGAUGUUUAUCACUGCUGAAAUGAUUGUCUACAUAUAACAGACACUACCACUGGAAGAGACCAUUACAUGUGCAGCACAUGUGACUUUUCUUUUUUAAUUUUAACAUUGCAUGAUGUUUUUUUUUUUUUCUUUUUCUAAAUUAUGAUUGUUGUAAACAGAGUGUUUUGUAUGGUGUCAUGAAGCUUUAACAUUUUGAAAUAAAAGGAGAAA